Molecule: messenger RNA, 3451 nt
Organism: Linum trigynum
Lineage: Eukaryota; Viridiplantae; Streptophyta; Magnoliopsida; Malpighiales; Linaceae
Source: the annotation of a GenBank genome assembly
GAAAAUUCAAUAUAUAAUAAUAAAAAUAAUAAAUAAAAAUAAUUUUAAUAAAAAUAAUAAUUAUAUAAUAAUGCUCAAAUAUAAUUAUUUAUAACAACAAUAAUAAUCAUUGGUCGAGCAACCUCGAAACUCGAAAUCCAACUCGUAACUGGUCAUCCUAAGGGGGUUCUCGUGCCUAACUUUAAAUUGAAUAUGGUCAAACUUAGUCAAACACGUUCGAAUCUGUAAGUUUUAACUACUUAUUAAAGUAAAUCGAGUUAACUAAACUGUUCCUCUCUAUCUUUUCAACAAAUGCUUCUUAUCUCUAAUUUUCAAUGCAAAUUCGAGUCAACUAAGAGAUAUCGAUUUGACGAGGCGAACAUUGACAAACUUGCUCUCUUAGUCAAACGGUCAACCCCAAACAACUUCUACACUAAUAUAGAUAUAAGAAAAAAUUAAUAAUAUUAAUUAUUAUGUAAUUAUAAUCUAAUUAAAAAUUCAUAAUUCCCCUCCUCCUCCUUCCCCCUCCCUUCCUUCCUUUCCUUGCACCCCAAUUUGGGGGGUAAGCCGAAACAGUGAAUUUACGCUCACAUUUUGCACCCCCCCUCUGUUACAAAAUAACCAAACGGGGGUAAACACCUUGGAACUUGUGUUUACCCCUCCAAACUUGCACCCUUUCCAUUUGCACCCCUUCCCAAACAUAGUAUUACAGCCUGCUGUUUUUACUGCAAGGGGUUUCUCAGACAGUAAAUUUUCGUUUGUCCUUAUCCCCGUUUCUUGUUCAGAAAGGAACGAGAAGGGUUUAUCAGUCCCCAAUUCUCCCAAACCCUCUCAUCUCACCGCCAUUCCCAUUUCCUCUCCCCUCCCGUCCCCUCGUAUUCCAUCUAAGCAAAUCAAGACUCGAGCGUUCAAGAUCAUGGAGCCGUGGCGUCGCAGAAGUGAUUUGCCGUCGGCGUCGCUGGGAAAGGGAUAGCUGAGCCUUCCUUCUUUACUCGUCCUUUUCUUUCUUGUGAUUCUUGUUCCAGUUUCUUCAACGAACAGAAGAAAGGUGAGCAAUGGCGGACGUGCGUGGAGACGGUUCAUGUGGAGCUUGUGGACCUUGCGGGAGACUGUUGGAAAGAUUCCGGGCGUGGCAGUAUAGAAUGUAUGGCUUCUGGGCAGUUCUUGCGGCAAUGGCGUGUGUUGGGAUUGUGGCUUUAAGCCUGGCUGGAGAAGGUUACACUAGUGAUUUGACUUUGGAGCAGAAGAAAGCAAAAGCGAGGGCUACUAGUCAAUUGGCUUGGAUCAGUCCUAUUGCUUUAAUCCAUCUUCUGAUCGUUUACUUUGUUGUUGGUUUGAGGGGCCGUUGGUGGCCUGAGCAUCGGUUGAUUUCGAUGAUGCCUGGGGAUUCUGGGAAGUCUACUAUACAGGCUGGAGGCAUAGUGUUUGCUGUCUUGGUGAACACCCUGGUCAUCAGAGCCAGGCUGAAGUCAUGGCUGGUGGUGGUUUACUGUUUCUAUGCAUUCUCAAUCUCCAGGUGGCUGCUCUCCCGGGUGAAGUUCGAGUACACCAUGGUUUGGGUUUGCACCACUGCUACCCUCGUGUGGAGCAAAGACCUUGGUGUUGGUAGUAACAAACUGCAGGCAAUCCUCUUUUCUCUGCUUAUGGGAGUGUUCAUAUACUUGGGGAACUACCUCGACGACUACAAGCCACCUAACAAAGAGAUAAGCGAUAAGAGUAAACAAGGUUGGUUUGGUGGCUUCAGCUACCCCAAAGAAGCACAUGGUUUUGGUGAUACAGUGAUGUGGCAACAUGGUUCUUUUGGCGCGGCUGUGCAGGGAGACGGCUCGUGUGGAGCUUGCGGGAAAUGGUUUGAAAGGUUUCGAGAGUGGCAGUAUAGGAGAUAUGGCAUUUGGGCUACUUUUGCUGGUUUGGCAGGUGUUGGGAUUUUUGCUACAAGCCUGUCUGGAUUAGGUACAACUCGUGGUUUGGAUUGGAUGUGCGCUUUGAUUGGAAUGCAUCUAUUUACAGUAUUUUUUUUGGUUGGCUUGAAUGGUCGUUGGUGGCCUGACAAUGGCUUGGUUUCGAAGAUAAUUGGGAGAGUUGGGAAGUCCAAUAUACAGGCUGGGGGGAUUGUAUUUGCUGUUCUAGUGAGUACUCUCGUCACCAAAGCUAAGAUGGAGUCGUGGCUCGUGGUGGUCUACUGUACCUAUGCAUUAUCUGUGUCCAAGUGGUUACAGUUUCCUGUGAAGUUCGAAUACACCAUGGUUUGGGUCUGCACCACUGCCACCCAAGUAUGGAGCCAAGAUCUUGAAGUUGGUAGUAACACGCUACAGGCGAUCCUUUUUUCUCUACUUAUGGUAGUGUUCAUAUACUUGGGAAACUACCUCGACAUCUAUAGGCCACCCAACAAACAGAUUCAUGACGAGGGGAAAAAAGGGUGGUUUGGUAGCUACUAAGAUCCUAGUAAACUAGCUGGUGGUACAGCCAUGCAGCGAUAUGCUUCUCCUUCUGGAGGUGAUGCAGAUGAUCUUGAAGAAGGAGAGGUGCAGCAGGAUAGGCAGCCUGAUGCUACUGGAUUUGACAUCUAUCGUCCGGGAUCUUGGCCACAGUACUUCGCAGGGUUGCGGUUCCGGACCUUUUCCUGGUACAACUACGGGCAACAACUAUAAGCAUCUGAAGAGUAAACCAUGGCCUUAAAUUUCUAGAGUGGACUGGAUCUGUUGCAGUGCGUGCUCAUUGGUUAGGAUUCUUGGUUAUUUGGUUUCUGGAACCAUACUUGAGCAGUUGAGCCAGUAAUUUUAGCUAUAACAAACUAAUUGCCUACUUGACAGCUCGUAAUGGUCGUUUGGUCGUUUUGCUUUCGUUUCUUCAUCAAGAACUUAUGUACCGUUGUGUAGGUUUCUAGCCUGCAAUGGUAACAGUCUGAGUCAGAGUAAUGUUUUUUUGGUGAGUUUGAUGAUCCGAAUUCCUACCAGCAAUUAUUGAAGAGUUGAGAUUAGGAAUGGAAAAAAUGGGCUUUCGUUGUUGGGGAGGGAAGGAAAUGGUGCAGCCCACUUCCUGACCCAUGUACAAUGCAAUUGAAAUGCCUUUGAUAUUUGAAUGGGCCAGCUUCUGUUUUUUUUUUUUUUUUUUUUUUUUUUUUUAAUUUGGCGACCUCAUUUUAUUAACAACUUCUGUUCUUUUAGCCCAACAGUUGUUGUCAAACUGUAACCCCUCAUCUGUCAUCUGCUACUUAACAAUUCCAGAGUCUUUUAUCAAACUAGCUUCCUGCCCGGCCUUUGGCCGGGAUAACUGUUGUUCGGGGUUAGGGAUGGCAAUGGGUCGGGUUGGGUCGGGUUUUGCCAAACCCAAACCCAUGGGUUUAUCCGUUAAAAAAACUCGGGGUAAAACCCACUGGGUUUGAAAAACUCAAAUCCAACCCAACCCGCUGGGUAUUCGCGGGUUCAUGGGUACCCACGGGUUUUUGUCGUAAAAAAUUUACAAUAACAUG